AGAGAGUGUACUUGACUACUUUUCUUCAAAACAUCUUCUGGAUUAAGCAUUUAUUUACGUUCGUUUGGAUAAUCCGAAUAAAAAUGGGUAUAAAAUGACAGACUCGGCAACACUGCCUAACGGCGCUAACCGUCGCCGUCGCGCCGCCGGCCACGACGUCGACGUCCGACGUCGCCGCUUCGCGUCCGUUCAGUCGUGUCAACAACGCGUCUCGUAAAGUACGCGUCAAGCGAUUCACAAGCGAUCCGCGCACAUGUGCUGUCUACGAAGCGAACGCGACCGCACUGCGACUUUACAUAACACGCCAUAGAAACAAACGAAGUACGUAACACGCGGGAAACGGCCUACUGGAUUAUUUGACGAGUUACGCAUUUGUUUCAACCCCUUUGUCGAUUUUGUUUAGUGGUUUCGGAUUUUGCCGCGCAACAGGCGGGUAUAAGACACGUACACUACGUUAUGUAACUGGACUUGAUUUGGGUGGAUGGCAUCCGUUUGUGGACUACUUUGAAGAUAUCAUUUCUGUCUCGCAGAAGUACAAUUUGUUGUCCAAGCUACGUGUGCUCACCCUCGAAGUGCCAUAACAAUAAUCAUCGGUGAUAUUGCAUAACGCCGGUUGUCAAAAGUGAUCCGCCCGGCCAAACACAAAAGAUUGCGCAAGCCACGUUAAGGGAGGGGGUAAAAAUCAAUAUCCACCCUCCCCGGACCGACAGCGACCACGUGCUGUGCUUAUGCCGGAGUUGUGAAGUUGUGAUCAGUUGGAGAUGCACCGCGUUACAGACGGCAAUGACUUCUUCCGGAAAUACCCGGAAUUGUUUACCUCUCUGUCGUCUCCGGCGCGACUCAAGUGCGAAGGAAGAGUACUGAGGAAGGACACGGAACGUGCGAGGAGGAUACGCAAGUACCGGAGGCAGCCGAAUUACAGGAGAAAACAGUUCGAGGCAGCCUUCUUCCGCACCAUGGACCAAAAAACCGAGCUUUUCACGUGUCCAGUGUGUCGACAAAUCUUGAAAGGCGCAAUUACUGUUGAAUGUGGACACACCUUAUGUGGAGAGUGUUUAGAAAGAAGCAGAAACAGUUGCAAAGUGUGCGAAGCGGACUUAGAGGGGGGAAAGAGGUGCGUCAACGUUCUCGUGCAAGACCUGGUGGAGAAAUGGAGGGAAAGGAAUCGAAAGGUGCAAGAUACUGGUCCAAAAGUUCCUGAAACGGUAGAUAUACUAGGAGUGGAGCCAAGGUAUCAUCUGAGGUCAGGAUAUGCUGGUCUCCAGAUAAACAAGGCCAUUGAAGACAGGAUAAUGGGACUACUAGACGCAGGAGUCGACAGGUUUUCAAAGUACAAACAUAAAAGGAUAUUGAAAAGCAGCAACCUUUCAAAUUCUUACUGUAACGGUUACAAAUGGCUGGAUGAGGAAUGUUUGAGAAAAUGUGAUCAGUUUGAAGAUACUCUUAGGAACGUAUUUAAAGAAGUGGAUUAUAUCAAAGAUGAGGCCUUGAAACAUUCUUGGGACUGCAUAUCAAUUUCUGACCUAGAAUGUAUUUUGUGCAGUAGAUGUCUUUUGGAUCCUGUUACUACCGGCUGUGGGCACACGUUCUGCAGGGGCUGCCUGACACGAGUUUUAGACCACGGACUAUCUUGUCCUCUAUGCAUGGCUUCACUGAACGUGAGCGAUUACUCAAGAGGAACCACAGAAGUGCUUCAACAAGCCAUUCAAUUUCUGAUACCAGAUGACUUCAGUGAAAGGGUUUCGCUUAGUAUUAAGGAAAAUCUUAUGCUGGAAAGGAGUUCUGAUCUCCCAGUAUUCAUAUGCAUCAACGCCUUCCCAGGAGUUGCAUGCCCCCUAUACGUCUACGAACCCCGCUACAGGCUUUUGGCACGACGCUGUCUUCGAUCCAGUACGAAAAGGUUCGCAAUGGCCGGCAGGGCCCCUGCCAGCAGCGGAGAGCGAUUUGCUCAAGUAGGCACAGUUCUAGAGAUCAAGGAUGCUAUAUCGUUGCAGGAUGGCAGGUUCAUACUGACUACUGUGGGAAUGCGGAGGUUUAAGGUGUUGGCUAGAAGUGAACAGGAUGGUUACGAUACAGCAACAGUACAAUACAUUUCUGAUGCUGUAACUUCUGCCGACAAGUUACCGGAGCUUCAAAACCUGCACGCCAAAGUUCAUGCCAAAGCGUUUAGGUGGAUUCGGUCAUUAAAACCUAGAGUUUUGGCAGAAGUUGAACGACUAAUUGGACAAAUGCCUAAAGUAGAAGAACAGUGGUGGGAGAAACCUGAUGGACCAAUGUGGGCUUGGUGGUUAAUGCCCAUAUUACCACUGAGCUCUCAACUACAGAUCGGCUUUCUAAGCACCACCAGCUUGGAAAAACGACUGAGAGCCAUUGACAAGAUGCUUGAACAUAUGAAGAUCCGUAUGAGAGCUUUGGAAAGGAACACAGUAACCUGUUCUGAGGAUGUCGACACUAUGGAUACCUGCUCUGAAGCUGAGAGAUCUUUUGAGCUACCAUUUACCGAUGGGUGAAGUUACUGAAUUAUUUAGAGGCAAAGAUGUACUCUUCUUUUCUAAUAACGUCAAAUUUAAGAUUCUCUUAGACCAGAGAAUUAUUUUUUACCCAAGGUUGAAUCAAAGAUACCCCAUCCUACUGUCAAACAGAUCGUCGCCUAAAUUUACCUAAAUCGUUGAGUUAGUGCAAAAACCAGAUAAAUUAUAAAACGAUUUUUUUAACGAAAUAAGAUUGUACAAAGCGCCAUCUAUUAUAAGAAUUGCCUACUGUGACAGUGACACUGUCUACUAUCUAGUAUGGCACAAUAUCGGCGGCAUCUUGCGACCACAGUAGUGACCCGGCUAACAAUGUGAACAGGGAUACAGUUCCAACAGACAGCUUUCUGUUUUCACUGUCGCAGUGGUCGAUUCUGGUAAUAGAUGGCGCUUUGCGUUAGCUUAUUUCGAUAAACCUUAUACUCUGAAUAGAGUCGAGCUGUUCAGCUUUCGUUCAUUGUCCACCGAUACGUAGCCUACACCAUGCUGAUGAGUAGCCAAAUAGCACGAAACAGCAGUCCAUGGUUGGCCGUCUGUGGUCGGAUGAACGAAAGCGAUAUUACUAGUUUACGAAUUUUAUAAUAAUUGGCACUUACAUGUCGACAACCCUUGAUAAAGAACGGGGGCGUGACAAUUUAAUUCAAAUGCAAAAUUAGAAAGAAAAUAAGGAAACAAGUUCUAUUCAAAUACAAAGUUUAUCCGUAACAGGUAUGAGUUUGAAAAUGUUUCAUUUCAAAACGUAAAAAAUGGAUUUGUCUUGUUUUUGCAGUAAGUUGACGAAUUACGCAUUACGUGUUUCUUGGAAGCAAUUUUGAAUAUAACUCAAGUCAGCAUAUUAUUAACAAACUACUCAUGCUGAUCAUACACAAUUGGAAGCAGAUUUAAUUCUUAUUAUGUGUCAUACAGUUCAACAGCCAAGGCACUUUGUUGGGCAAAUAGUCCUUCCCUACAGUUUUUCGCAUUUUCUAGAAAUUCAUAAGCUGUUAAACUUAAAUUGAAUACGCUAAGGCAACUUUUAUACCAAAGAGGGCUAGCACUCACUGGGGAUGGCAUACCGUCUAAGAGCUGCCGCAGCAUGUUAACGCGUUCCUCCGCGGCAGUAUGGGAAAUAAAAAUCUCUCCUUAAAGGGAACGGUGUGGGAUCCCACUGCUGGAGACUUUAUCAUUCCGCGGGAGCUCUGGUUGCCGGACUAUAGAAACCGUCGUAAGCUUGCGGUCUGCCACGAGAUGCCGACUGGUACUCGUGACAUCGCGGGAGUUUUUCUCUUCAGUGUGCCGCGCCGAGAGACAAAUGUUUUUUAGCGCUCUCCUCUACCAUCUCAAGGAGUGCUUUGGCACUUUUAUGAGCAACUUUCACGAAUUCAAAAAUUUGCACAACAAAUUAAAUUCUCUUGAAAGAAGCAUCACCAGAAUGUUUAAUAACAACUUGAUAAUCUAUCUGCUUCUCUAUUUCCCUUGAUGAAACGUAUAUGUGAUCACUUCCAAACAAUUUUCUCUGCAGCAGGUCAUUAGUGACCUUUCCUCCAAUUUAAUAUGUCUCGUACAAUCAUUUUACUUAGGAUAUUUUGGACUACAUGUACUGUAGUUGGUAGAACAGCAACACUUUUACAUUUAAGGUUAAUAUUUAAGAUGAUAUUGAAGUGAAGCAUGUAUCAAAAUAUAUGGUUCGCAUUUUUUGAACUAUCAAUUUUUCUGGCUUAAUAGCAGUGUCCACAAACAGGUUCCAUCAAAAAAAAUAUGAUAUCUUUGUCGCAUAUUAUCUUACAAGCAGGCAAAGCUUAUUUUAUAUUUUUCUUCUAAUGUAGCUAAGUAAAAGUCAUUAAGUGGGCCUGUACAUUUGAAAGGAAUGGUUAAAAUUUUAUAUUAUAUUAGAACCAGUAUAUCUUGAUGCACACUGAAUAUUCUAGUUUUCUUAUGUGUAAAUGAAAAUAUAUUUGACCAAAAAUUUAUUUAUUUUUUUAUGGAAUAACUAUUUUAUUUUUAUUGAUAAUGCGUUAGAACGCAUAAGUAUUUUUUAUUAUUUAUAAAUUUUAAGCUUGGUAUGUUUGUAUUCACGCCUAGCGCAGUUGCAGU
Messenger RNA from Acanthoscelides obtectus, 4601 nucleotides. The record is from the annotation of a GenBank genome assembly. Lineage: Eukaryota; Metazoa; Arthropoda; Insecta; Coleoptera; Chrysomelidae.